Messenger RNA from Teleopsis dalmanni, 1203 nucleotides. RefSeq lists its product as uncharacterized. Bases 18 to 1052 code for a protein of 344 amino acids. Lineage: Eukaryota; Metazoa; Arthropoda; Insecta; Diptera; Diopsidae. Gene Ontology annotation, molecular function: DNA binding. The transcript has 2 exons. The record is from RefSeq and is a predicted model, not a curated record.
AUUUAACAGACGUUCAAAUGGAACAUUGCGAUCUUGUAGAGCAGGAUAAUUAUUCACAAAAAGUUGAUGAAACACAAAAUGUUACUGACCCAGGACCACCGCGCGAAUUAGAAUUUCUUGAUGUUUAUCAUGAACCAAACCACAAAAUUACAUAUUCAAUUGAGCAUAUACAAGGAGCAAAUAAUGGUGAAUUUAUAUUGACAGGCGAAAACGGAACAUUUGCUUUAGCUCAAAAUCAAGAUAUAGACACUGGUAAUGGCGAAAGUGCUGAAAAAAUAGACACCGAAGAGGACGUAGAAAGCAAUAUAAUUGAGGAAUAUAAUAACACAGAAAAUCCAAUAAUUUCAACAAAAAUACAUAACAUUCCAAGAGGUUCAGCAAGCAUAGAAAGUCAGUCGUCGGUAGUGCAAAUCAUACCCAAAGGAAAAAUGUACAAAAUGAAAACCGAUGCAGAUCCAAUACAAAUGGAACAAACAGUAGUAUCAACAACAGACUCUGUGGAAGAUAAAACGAUUGCAAAAACUGAGGUGCGUCGUUCAGCGGAAAGCCUAAUAGAUUUAGCUGUUCAGGCGGUAAUUGAAGAAGGUAUGAGUCUACAAAAAGCAGCUGUAAAAUACGAAUUAUCAAAAACUGUACUUUGGCGACGAGUGCGUCUACAUCCAAAUUAUAUGAAAACUGCACGAGAGAAUCCGCAAAUAAAAUUAGUACAUGAGAGGCUUAAAACGGGCGAGUCAUUGAAGAGUAUUAGUCACGAUUUAGACAUACCAAUGUCAACAUUGCACAGAUACAAAGUACGCUUGUCUCAGCAAGGAAGAUUACCUGAUUUUAUUGUAUGUAAAAAACGAGAUCCUGGCACACGAGAGGAAUUAAGAGAGAAACUUGCCAAAGCGGUCUAUGCAUGCAUUCAUCAAGGUGUUUCACAGAAUCAUGCCGCAAAUUUGUUUGACAUACCGAAGAGUACAUUAUGGCGGCAUUUACAGAAACGAGCUCUGAAGUUAGAACAGGAUCAGAAUGAUUCAUCAGAUGUUAAGGAGGAAAUUAUAUUGUCAUAAAAUGAAUAAUAUAUAGUUUUAUUAUGCUAAUAUGUACAUUACAUAUAAAGCUAUUGCCAAAAAUAUUUUGUUAUUUUAUUAUAAUGAAAAAUGAUAUUGUACAUUUUAUAUAAUAUAGUAAUCAGCGAUUAAAAAUUAAAUAUAAAAGUGG